UUGGACCUUGAGGUCCCUUUCUCUGAUGAUGCUUUGCUCUCGAGAAAUAUAUCUGCGGUUGACGGAACUUACUGCUCCUCGCCGCCAGACGAACUAAAACUGGUGUUUCUUUUACAAUGCAUCUCUCUCAAUCUCCCGCAACCCCGCCGCACACCGUGUUGACGUGCUUGCACUCCGCGAGCGGCGGGUCGUUGCUCUCAUGUAUUUUUUCUUGGUUUAGACGCGCUGCGUCGUGCUCUGCUCUUGUUUUUGGCCUUGUCUGUCCCCGAGGCCCUUUCCAUCCCGCCCUCUCCCGCAGCCUGCACCACCGUCCCUUUUCCCCGCUGGCAUUCACCGCACGCGCGCUCACCGCCUCCCCGCGGCUUGCCCGGUUGGCCGCGAGCCCCCGUGCGGUGUCACGCAGAUGGACGCAAUUGGCGCGCUUUGGUGCCGGCGCUGCGGCAAUGGCCGGACAUACUGGGUAUAAUCGCUCUAUUUCGCGCCGUCUCUUCCGCGGCUGCCAUCCCCGUCUGCCCUUCUUCGGAUGCAUCUUCGGACCCGGCUGUUGGCUUGCGGUGGACCCGCGAUGCAAGAUGUGCUGCUGAUUGGUAACGAGCGUUGGUUUCCUUCCCUCCUGUGCUUUUCCCCUCUUCUUCUUUCUUGGACGGAUGGAAGAGGGGUUGUUUCGAAGUGCAGUCGAGCUGGGAGGCGACACGUGUGCGCUUGUGUGCGCUGGUUUUGAAGUGGUCCCCGUCCUCUGGAUGUGGGGUUGGUUAUCACUGUUUCCCUACUUUGGUUGCCCUUUUGCGCCGCUUGUGUUGAUCCCGUGCUUUUGCCGGGGCUGUUUGUACCCCUGGUGGGUGAGGAGGAAGAGGUGGUGGAAUGAAGGUGGAACGGCUGGUAUGGUGGGCGUGUA
Paraphaeosphaeria sporulosa is the source of this 895-nucleotide messenger RNA. RefSeq lists its product as uncharacterized. Bases 117 to 584 code for a protein of 155 amino acids. NCBI's taxonomy places the organism in Eukaryota, Fungi, Ascomycota, Dothideomycetes, Pleosporales, Didymosphaeriaceae. The transcript has 2 exons. The record is from RefSeq and is a predicted model, not a curated record.